This is a messenger RNA of Anolis sagrei ordinatus, 892 nucleotides long. Its product is annotated as parapinopsin-like. Lineage: Eukaryota; Metazoa; Chordata; Lepidosauria; Squamata; Anolidae. The record is from RefSeq and is a predicted model, not a curated record. Gene Ontology annotation, molecular function: G protein-coupled photoreceptor activity. Gene Ontology annotation, biological process: cellular response to light stimulus; phototransduction; G protein-coupled receptor signaling pathway. Gene Ontology annotation, cellular component: plasma membrane; photoreceptor outer segment.
AUGGAUGCUAAUUUGAAAGGAUAUUCCUUCCAAAGCAAGUCAUUCUGCGCCUUUCAGGGAUUCUGCAUUACUCUGUUUGGGCUGGUGGCUCUUUGGUCAGUUGUGCUGUGUGCUGUGGAAAGGUACCUGCUAGUUUGCAGGCCAUUCAAAGCUCUUCACUUUGGAAAGAGACAUGCUGUGCUGGCCCUCUUAUUUAUCUGGCUGUGGUCUCUGAUCUGGACUCUCCCACCACUUUUUGGCUGGAGUAGCUACGAGGUAGAAGGCAUUGCCUCAAACUGUGCCCUGGCAUGGCACAGGAAAGACUGGAAGAGCCGCAGUUACCAUUUGUCUCUCUUCUUUGUCUGUUUCUUGGUUCCCUUUAUCCUUAUGUCAUUGUCUUAUGGCAUGCUCAUCUUCACCCUCAGGAAGGUAGCCAAAACUGGUUUGGUCCAAAGUAAUUCAACUCAGCGGGCUGAGUCCCAGGUGACCAAGACGGCUGCCAUUAUGAUCCUAGCCUUUCUUCUUAGCUGGAUGCCUUAUGCGGCCUUUGCUCUGACCAAAGUAGUGAAACCAGAUGUGACCAUGGAUCCCAACAUUCAGAGUAUUCCUCUGUUCAUGGCUAAAACAGGAACCAUAUACAACCCAGUGGUUUAUGUCUGUCUGAACAAGCAGUAUCGAGAACAAGUUGCAGCCUCCUUACGAUGCCUACGGAAAUGCAGGGUCGUGCCCAGUAAGCACCGGGUGCUGAAUGCUUUGCCUCCUGCUCUGAAGAGACUGCAAGGGAAGCAGCUCAGCUGCAAUACCAACAGGAUAGCCCCCCAGAAUGAGUUGAACAUCAGCAGGAAUCUCCUCUUGCCAAACAUGAGCUAUUCCGAUGAUGAAUCCUCUUCUCAAUAAAUGCCACAGUUCUUAA